Messenger RNA from Abrus precatorius (Indian licorice), 2216 nucleotides. RefSeq names its product heat shock 70 kDa protein. Gene Ontology annotation, cellular component: cytoplasm. NCBI's taxonomy places the organism in Eukaryota, Viridiplantae, Streptophyta, Magnoliopsida, Fabales, Fabaceae. The record is from RefSeq and is a predicted model, not a curated record. The transcript has a single exon. Gene Ontology annotation, molecular function: heat shock protein binding; ATP-dependent protein folding chaperone; misfolded protein binding. Gene Ontology annotation, biological process: cellular response to unfolded protein; protein refolding. The coding region runs from base 88 to 2052 and encodes 654 amino acids.
ACUUCAUCAUACAAACAACUCUGCAAGCAACACACAAUAGGAUUCUGAAAGCUCUGUUUUUUCUUCUACUGCGUUAGAAUUAUCUUAAUGGCCACAAAAGAAGGCAAAGCUAUAGGUAUAGACCUAGGCACCACCUACAGCUGCGUGGGCGUGUGGCAAAACGACCGCGUAGAGAUCAUUCCCAACGAUCAAGGCAACAGAACCACCCCCUCCUACGUAGCCUUCACCGACACAGAGAGGCUAAUCGGAGAUGCAGCAAAGAACCAAGUAGCCAUGAACCCCCGGAACACCGUCUUCGACGCCAAGCGUUUAAUCGGUCGAAGAUACUCCGAUGCGUCGGUUCAAAACGACAUGAAGCUGUGGCCGUUUAAGGUGAUCGCUGGCCCAGGCGACAAGCCCAUGAUCGUGGUAACUUACAAAGGCGAAGAGAAGACGUUUGCGGCGGAAGAGAUAUCUUCGAUGGUUUUGAUAAAGAUGAGGGAGGUAGCAGAGGCGUUUCUGGGUCACGCCGUUAAAAACGCGGUGAUAACGGUUCCUGCUUAUUUCAACGACUCGCAGAGACAAGCAACGAAAGAUGCAGGUGCUAUUUCUGGUUUGAACGUGUUGAGAAUCAUCAACGAGCCUACCGCUGCGGCUAUUGCUUAUGGGUUGGACAAGAAAGCUUCGAGAAAAGGUGAACAGAACGUGCUUAUCUUCGAUUUGGGUGGUGGAACUUUCGAUGUUUCUCUGUUAACCAUCGAAGAGGGGAUUUUCGAGGUGAAAGCCACUGCGGGUGAUACGCAUCUCGGUGGUGAAGAUUUUGAUAACAGAAUGGUGAAUCACUUUGUGUCUGAGUUCAGGAGGAAGAACAAGAAGGACAUUAGUGGGAAUGCAAGAGCUUUGAGGAGGUUGAGAACAGCGUGUGAGAGGGCUAAGAGGACGUUGUCUUCGACUGCACAGACAACGAUUGAGAUUGAUUCGUUGUACGAAGGGAUUGAUUUCUAUGCCACGAUUACGAGGGCGAGGUUUGAGGAGUUGAACAUGGAUUUGUUCAGGAAGUGCAUGGAGCCUGUGGAAAAGUGUCUCCGAGAUGCCAAGAUUGACAAGAGUCACGUUCACGAGGUGGUUCUUGUUGGUGGGUCCACUAGGAUCCCCAAGGUUCAGCAACUCUUGCAGGAUUUCUUCAAUGGGAAAGAGCUUUGCAAGAGUAUUAACCCUGAUGAAGCUGUUGCGUAUGGUGCAGCAGUGCAAGCAGCUAUUUUGAGUGGUGAAGGAGAUGAGAAGGUUCAGGAUUUGUUGUUGUUGGAUGUGACGCCUCUUAGUCUUGGGCUGGAAACUGCUGGUGGGGUUAUGACAGUGUUGAUUCCAAGGAACACUACGAUUCCCACCAAGAAAGAGCAAAUUUUCUCUACCUAUUCGGAUAACCAACCUGGGGUUUUGAUUCAGGUGUAUGAAGGAGAGAGAGCAAGAACAAAGGAUAACAAUCUUCUAGGAAAGUUUGAGCUUACUGGAAUCCCUCCUGCUCCAAGAGGAGUGCCUCAGAUCAAUGUUUGUUUUGAUAUUGAUGCUAAUGGGAUUUUGAAUGUGUCCGCUGAGGAUAAAACUGCCGGGGUGAAGAACAAGAUAACGAUUACGAAUGAUAAGGGGAGGUUGAGCAAGGAGGAGAUUGAGAAGAUGGUGAAGGAUGCAGAGAGGUAUAAGGCAGAGGAUGAGGAGGUGAAGAAGAAAGUGGAGGCGAAGAACUCGCUUGAGAAUUACGCGUACAACAUGAGGAACACUAUAAGGGAUGAGAAGAUUGGAGGAAAGUUGAGUCCAGAGGAAAAGCAGAAGAUUGAGAAGGCAGUGGAAGAUGCUAUACAGUGGUUGGAGGGGAACCAGUUGGCUGAAGUGGAUGAGUUUGAGGAUAAGCAGAAGGAGUUGGAAGGGAUUUGCAAUCCCAUCAUUGCUAAGAUGUAUCAAGGUGGCGGUGCUGGGGGUGAUGUGCCUAUGGGUGAUGACAUGCCUGGUGAUGGCUCUGCCUCUGGUUCUGGUGCUGGUUCUGGUGCUGGACCUAAGAUUGAAGAGGUUGAUUGAGCAUGCUGAUUUUGACUUACUAUAAGGCCUAGGUUGUAGUUAUUAUGUAUGUAUGUACUCUGCUGGUUUUCUUAUCUGUUUAUCCAGUGAUGUGAGGCUUCGUGAAUCAUGAAUAAAGUCUUUCUCUUAAGCUAAACUGAGAUUAUUUAAUAUAGUUCGGCCAU